Molecule: messenger RNA, 2540 nt
Organism: Anguilla anguilla (European eel)
Lineage: Eukaryota; Metazoa; Chordata; Actinopteri; Anguilliformes; Anguillidae
Gene: mest
Product: mesoderm specific transcript
Exons: 12
Coding region: 334-1314 (326 amino acids)
Molecular function (GO): catalytic activity
Source: RefSeq, a predicted model, not a curated record
CUGUUGUAUACCUACAAGGUAUAGGCUAACUAGUAAACAUAAUUAUGCUUAUUCCAGUUUUUUAGAUAAGUUCCAUUACUCUAUCUUCGACAGUUUAAGAAGCACCCGGAAUCAGAAAAGAAAAGGGGCUCAUAAGUGUGUAGUAGUCUUUUUAAAAUGAUAAUCUCUGGCAAUCCUUCACCUCAUUGCGCCGCCUCUCGUGGAGAUCCUUUUACCUAGAAGUGCUGUUGCUCUGUGGUGGCGUCUGCAGGAACUCCCCGGAAUGACUCGCCGCCCAUUCAGUGUAAGUAUCUUGUUAGCUAGAGUGAGGAGUGCAGCUCUUCCUCCUGUGGGAUGAGGGAAUGGUGGCUUCAUGUGGGGUUGCUGUGCGUCCCGCUCAUCGCCGUUUAUUUGCACAUCCCUCCGCCGCACCUGUCCCCGGCACUGAAAACCUGGAGGAAUUCUGGCGGCCUUUUCCGUUACAAAGGCCACAACAUCUUCUACAGAGAUUCAGCAGGAGCUGUUGGGAGCACCGAUGUGGUCAUACUCCUGCAUGGGUUCCCUACCUCCAGUUAUGACUGGUACAAGAUCUGGGAGCCUCUCAAUCAGCGUUUUAAUAGAGUCAUUGCACCGGACUUCCUGGGCUUUGGCUUCAGUGAUAAACCGAGGCCCCAUCGAUACUCCAUAUUUGAGCAGGCCAGCAUCGUGGAGGCGUUGGUCUCUCACCUGGGCCUCGGACAUCAAAGAGUUAACCUCCUGGCCCACGACUAUGGAGACACUGUGGCUUUGGAACUCCUGUACAGGCGUGACCACAACAGAACUGGACACCUCACCAUCAACAGUCUCUGCUUGUCUAAUGGAGGCUUAUUUCCAGAAACAAGCUAUCCGAGAUUUCUGCAGAAGCUGCUGAAGGACUCGUGGUUCCUGUCCCCCGUCCUCACCAGGCUCAUCAACUUCAUGCUCUUCUCCAGAGGGAUCGGGGACGUCUUCGGGCCCUACACCCAGCCCACGGAGGCCGAGUUCUGGGACAUGUGGACGGGGAUCCGCUUCAACGACGGAAACCUGGUCAUGGACAGUAUUUUGCAGUACAUAAACCAGAGGCUGAAGCACAGGGAGCGCUGGGUGGGGGCUCUCACCACAACGGUCAUUCCACUGCACAUGAUAUAUGGGCCGCUGGAUCCAGUGAACCCUCACCCCCAGUUCCUCAGUCGCUACCAUCACCUGGUCAAGAGGUCCACAGUGUCGGUUCUGGAUGAGCACAUAAGCCACUACCCCCAGCUGGAAGACCCCACGGGCUUCCUCAACGCCUAUCUCAACUUCAUCAACUCCUUCUGAGCACCUUUCCUCGUCGGGACGGCUCUCUGCUUCCAGCAUCGAAUCUCUCUUCCAAUCAAUUUCAGUGUCAUACUCGCAGCCAUCACCCCUCGUUAGGACUGUCAUCAUUCAUAGAGGGGUUUAUCAGUCAUCAUAAGCAAUGCGAAACACCUUCCUCAGCCUGGCAGCAGGGUUUUAAAGUGCACUUUGCCAAUCGGCUUGGUUCCUGCACGUCAGGCCUGAGGUAAUCCGAAAGCUCACGAUGCCCUUUGAAAACCAAAAUCCAUCCCAGGGAUAAAAUGGACUACAGGAUAAAAUGUACCGUUUCUGAAAGGUACUGUUUUUUUUUUUUUUAUAUUACAGUAAAUUACAUUGAUUCGGUGGAGGCAUUGCAGAUGGCAACUGCUGAGAUAUAAGAAAAUUUCCAGUGAUGUUUAACAAAAAAAAAAAAAAAUCUCAAUGUUGCCACUGUUUGAUGGGUUUUCAAUUUAGAAAUUGAAGUCUUGAUAGCAAUAUGAAGUAGAAGUACAAUUCCAUUGAUGAUGGCCUAAUUUUGCAGUAUUGUGUAUGAAAUGAAGCCAAAUAAUGAUACCAGCUGAGCAUUGUCAAAAGGAAAUUUCACAGUACCUUCAUUCCCCCUCAUAAAUACAUCAGCAGAUGUGGAAAGUCCAGGGGUCAGAAAGUUAUAGACCUGACGUGUUUCUUCUACUGUCAGUCUGAUUUCACCAUUUAGUUCUACCUCCUGGCUGAAGAAUUGUUAGCAGAUUCCAGUGGAAGAUACUGGGGAGGACUUUUUACUCACAGAACCUGGAUUUUCCACCUCUGCACAUCCACACGAGGACCAUGAAUCUGAACAUGGUUCUCUAUUUUAAGAGUAUAUACUCAGCCCAGCUAUCCUUGCCAGUUACCUUCAAACUAGAGAAUACCCAGCACUUCAAGCCUGGUGAAGAGGGUCUCUGGCUACACUACCAUGACCUGGCAAGCAGUUUCUCACUCUGUGAAGAGAUGCUUCCUUAUAUUUGUGUGGAUAGUCAUGCCGUUUAAGAUAACUGUGGCUGCAAUAACCUCACUAUGGGAUUAAGCUGGUCUUCCGCCAACAGAACCAUUUUCUGUGGAUUAUAGUCUGGAACACUAAACUGUAUGUACCUUUUCUGUCAGCUGUGCAUAACUGGUGAAUAAUGCACUGAAAUACAAGCAAAAAAAAAAAAGAAGUAUUUUACAGAAAUAAAAAUAGUUUUUCAAAAAUG